GCUGCUGGAAUACAAAUCCAACCCUCAUCCCUGCUUUUGCCGAGUCAGGCUUUUCCCAAGCCAAAUGGCUCCUCCUGAACCUCUCCUUCACAUCCAAAUCACCCCAAACCAGGGAAAAGCAAGCAGAAAGGGCUGGCUGCAACCCGUGGGUAUAAGGAGCUGCUUGUUUCACCCCAGCAGCUGCUUGGAUUCUUCCUUUGUUUUAUGCAUUUGGAGGUUUUUUUGUUGUUUGGGGUUUUUUUCCCUUCGUGUGGGCUGUUUCGAGGCAAAUUCCUUAAAAAGGAGAAAAACAAAAAGGCUGGAGCAGCCCCAGAGCGCUGGGAAAGGUCAGGAGCAGACAAAGGAGGAGGGACACAGCCGCAGCCCUCCUUAAUCCCCAAAACUCGUCCCUGCGGAGGGGCAGGAUGGGGCCCGCGGGCUGGGAGCGGAGGAUGGAGCCCAGGCACCGUUCCGGAGGUAACCGUGAUCCCGACCUGCGCCAGGGUUAAGAUCCAGGACGGGGCUGGAGAACAAUAGUGGAGUGGGAAACAAUGGAGCUGCUGCACCUUGGCGCCUAGGGAUGCCGGACGGAAUUCCAGCUUCAACAUAAGGCCUUGGGCCGGAGCCGCGGCAGCGUCAGGCUGUGGGAGCAUCCGUGGAGCCGAAGGAUCUGCUGGGACUGGCUCCCAUGAAAGAAGAGCAGGAGGAUGGAUUACGGAGGCUGCGAGUACCCGGUUCCCUGUGGGAAAGACAAGUACAUCUCCAAAAAUGAGCUGCUUUUACACUUGAAGACGUACAACAUCUACUAUGAAGGACAAAACUUGCAGCUGCGGCACCGGGAGGAGGAAGGUGAACUCAUCGUGGAGGGGCUGCUGAACAUCUCCUGGGGCUUGCGGCGACCCAUCCGCCUGCAGAUGCAGGAUGACAACCAGCGCAUCCGCCCUCCGCCAUCCUCCUCCUCAUGGCACUCGGGAUGCAACCUGGGAGCGCACGGGUCCGUGCUGAAGCCCAGCACCUUGCCAGACAUCCAGGUCACGGGUGCAGAGGCUGUGCCAAACACAGAGGCUCCCCGGAGCUGUACAGGCACCAAAUCACAAGCAGAGGAGACGCCGCAGCUGAUGCGGACGCGGAGCGAUGUUGGGGUCCGGCACCGGGGCAGCGCCCGCACCCCCAGCGAGCAGCGGCGCAUCCGCCGGCACCGCUUCUCCAUCAACGGGCACUUCUACAACCACAAGACAUCCGUGUUCACGCCGGCCUACGGCUCCAUGACCAACGUCCGCAUAAACAGCACCAUGACGACCCCGCAGGUCCUCAAACUGCUGCUCAAUAAGUUCAAGAUUGAGAACUCAGCGGAGGAGUUUGCGCUCUACAUUGUCCACACCAGUGGAGAGAAGCAGAAGCUGCGGGGCAGUGAUUACCCCCUGAUCGCCCGCAUCCUGCAGGGCCCCUGCGAGCAGAUCUCCAAGGUCUUCCUUAUGGAGAAGGACCAAGUGGAAGAAGUCACCUAUGAUGUAGCUCAGUACAUCAAAUUCGAGAUGCCCAUCCUCAGGAGCUUCAUCCAGAAGCUGGACGAAGAGGAGGAUCGCGAAGUGAAGAAGCUGAUGCGCAAGUACGCCGGGCUCAGCUGCAUCAAGGGGAGAUGCUGGGAGUUCAGGACAUGGUUGGGGGGUUAUUGUGGUGCUGAGCAUUCAUUUGCACAGCUUUUUAUCCCUAAUCCGUGCAUUAUUCCACUGUUUUCUUGGCUUGAUGCUGCAAAAAUCCUCUUUUCCUUGUCCUUUGCCUCUCCAGGUAUUCCAUCCUCCGGCUGAUGAUUGAGCAAAGGCUGGAGGAGAUAUCCGAAGGUCCAACGGCGAUGUGAAGCGCUUCACCAGCUCCAGGUUGCAUUGCACCAAGAGCCGUCUGCCUGCAGGAUGCACUGUACCAAAUCCCAACCCCAUGUCAUUCCCGGAGCGCUCCCAGUGUCCUCCCGGAUCGCUCCGGCUCUGAGCCAACCCAUCCUCCCGUGCCUUCAUCUGUGCAGCAUCCUCGGAGGGUUCCUUGUCUCCAAAUGGGAGUUUUCCCAGCAAGGCUCUGGGCAUCUUCAGCCAAAAACCUCAAAUCCCUGGAAAUAACAGGGGGAAAAGGAAGAGGAAAUCCAUGAGCAGGAUGAAGCCACUGAGGAUGGGGACAAGCAAUUCUGGGCUCUGUUGGAAGAUCCUGGCUACAGCGAUGCCCAUGUGGGGCUCCCUGCAUAGAAUCCACCCCUCGGUGGCAAGAGCACAAAGAAUUCCUCUUUUCCCCCCUGAAAAAGCACAUUCCUAUUGCAAUAAUUCACAGGUGACAGGAAGCUUUUGUAAAUGGAGUGGAUUUUAACACUUUUGCUGCCGAAAACGAACCUUGGGGACUGAGGGUUGGAUUUACAGCAAAAGAGUAAAAUCCCAUUGUUUUCCCAGCACAUUCCCUUAACCUGCAUCUGGUCUCAUAUCCCCCAUCCUGCUCCUUUCUAAUUUGCACUAAUGUUAAGGAAGAAAAAGCAACCCACGAUGGCAAACCUCUCUGGUAGCUGUAACAUGCCAAAUAUGCUCAGGGGAAUAGCGGGUGGUGAGGAGCAUCUCCCGAGGGAUGCUAUAUGGAAAGCAGGAGGGGAGGCAGAAACAGAGGGGUUUAUUCUCCACAUGGGUUUUGCAGCACGUUGUCCUGGGCUCACCAGGACCAGGACUGGCUUUGUUACCCCCAUCACACCUGGAAAAACCUCUUUCCUCACGGGCUAAACCAGCAAUAUCCAUUUUAUACCUCGAUGUGAACUAAAACUCGUGACUUUCUCCCUCCUUUUGAGGUUUUGCAAUGCAUCUUUGUGAGGUUCGGGGUCUAAUUUUAAUGGUACCUUCUCCACCUUGAACACAUUGAUAGGGGAAGUAUUGUACAGCGAGAAAAGCUUGUUGUGUGUGUGAAGGAUGGCUUGGUUGGGUAAGAAGGACACAAAACAUGAAGCAACUUAAUACAGAAUGAACCCCCCC
This is a messenger RNA of Neopsephotus bourkii (Bourke's parrot), 2975 nucleotides long. RefSeq names its product Ras association domain family member 2 (gene RASSF2). Bases 687 to 1787 code for a protein of 366 amino acids. The record is from RefSeq and is a predicted model, not a curated record. NCBI's taxonomy places the organism in Eukaryota, Metazoa, Chordata, Aves, Psittaciformes, Psittacidae. The transcript has 11 exons. Gene Ontology annotation, cellular component: cytoplasm; nucleus. Gene Ontology annotation, biological process: regulation of non-canonical NF-kappaB signal transduction; positive regulation of protein kinase activity; signal transduction.